Messenger RNA from Pollicipes pollicipes, 5197 nucleotides. Its product is annotated as serine/threonine-protein kinase/endoribonuclease IRE1. The coding region runs from base 264 to 5003 and encodes 1579 amino acids. The record is from RefSeq and is a predicted model, not a curated record. The transcript is spliced from 30 exons. Gene Ontology annotation, biological process: mRNA processing; intrinsic apoptotic signaling pathway in response to endoplasmic reticulum stress; IRE1-mediated unfolded protein response. Gene Ontology annotation, molecular function: RNA endonuclease activity; ATP binding; protein serine/threonine kinase activity. Gene Ontology annotation, cellular component: IRE1-TRAF2-ASK1 complex. NCBI's taxonomy places the organism in Eukaryota, Metazoa, Arthropoda, Thecostraca, Pollicipedomorpha, Pollicipedidae.
GUGCGGGAAGCGCGUGUCGCGUUUAGGCAGUUUCUGUGUGAUUACUUAGCCUAAAUGAGAGGGGAGAGGACUCGGAACUACUCCCUUGUUUGUAUAUGUCAUCAGUUUCGUUUUAUAUCACUGGCUACCGAGUGUUAUUGAGCCUGCUGAAGAGUUUUUUUCAGGACGUGAAGCGACAACUGAGUGCCAGAAUACCAAACAGCAUAAACACGUAGUUUCUGCAUUUGGUCCAUGACGCUGAUGCCACCAUAUCCAGACAGAAAAUGAAGAGACUUUGUAAGAUAGCCCUUCUUGGGCUUAUAUUUUUGAUACAUGCAGCUGGGAGUUUUGGGAAAGGAGAAGAUAGGCAGGAUACUGACUCACUCAGAAGGAAUGAGUACUACAACAGUAACAUGGAUGGAGAUGUUACCUUGGAAGAUGAGCAGGAAGAUACAAUUGAGGAAGAAAUUGAAAAGCUGGGGAGUGACAUUAAGGCAUAUUUCAAGCACAGCGACAUAGAGAAAGGUCACAUAGAUAACACACAAAAAGAGCAGGUAUCGGCUGUGAUCCCGACCGCCGACGAGGAGGACCUGAUGCUGGUCUCCACGCUGACGGGCCGGCUGUACGGCCUGAGCCGCGCCUCGGGCACCGUGCUCUGGACGCUGGAGCGCGGCCCGGCCGUGCGCGCGCCCGACACCCAGCUGCGCCAGGCCGACAGGGCGGCGUUCCUGCCGGACCCGUCGGACGGCAGCCUGUACAUGCUGGGCGGACCGGGCCGGGACUCGCUGCGGAAGCUGCCGUUCACAGUGCCGGAGCUGGUGUCGGCGGCGCCGUGCCGCAGCUCGGACGGCCUGCUCUACACCGGCAAAAAGGUGGACGGCUGGCUGGCUGUGGACUGGGUGACGGGCCAGGUGCAGGAGGAGCUGACAUCGGAGGGCUCCAGCCGCUCGUGCCCGGUUAACAGCCCGCACACUGUCUUCAUCGGACGUACAGAGUACACAGUGUCGAUGCACGACAGUAAGGCGGGCAGCCGGCGCUGGAACAUCAGCUUCACCCAGUACUCGGCGCUGGAGAUGCCGCCCGAACUGCUGGCCAAGUACCCGAUGAACCAUUUCUCCACCACGUCGUCGGGCCGGAUCAUGAGCUUCAGCCGGGAGACGGGCAGUCACCUCUGGCAGACGGAGCUGGACUCGCCCGUCGUCGCCGUGUACGCGCUGGCGUUCGACGCGCUCUACGCCGUGCCGCACACUACCGUGGCCACGGAGACGCUGCGCGCGCUCACCCAUGACGUCAUGGAGGCCAGGCAGCUCGUGCCCACCCUCUACAUCGGCGAGCACAAGCACGGCCUGUAUGCGCUGCCGUCAUUGGUGGACGCGUCAACCGUGCACGUCAUCACCAGCCAAUCACGGCGCCCGCUGAUCGACGGGCCGCGCGACGGGGGCGGAGACUCGGCCACCGGUGGCCAAUCAGGGAGCUACUUUAAGCUGCACGACGAGGACAAGAAACCAAAACUGCUGCAAAUUGGUCACUACGAUGUGCCGAACGUCAGCCGGUCGGAGUUGACCCCGCUCAGCCCGCCGUCGGGGGAGCGGGGUCGCGCCGCCCGGCCCAAGCCCAGCACGUACCUGCCGCCGGCCUGGACCGAGGCUCAGACGCAGACGGAGGCCGCCGACCGGUCCCGACGGUCCUGGCUCUGGCUCUGGACUCAGGUGCGCACGUUCAACGUCACAUUCCUGCUAUCGGCCGGCGAGUGGGCGGCGCUGAUCUCUGACCUGACGGGGUCGGCCGACCCGGUGACCUCGGCCGCCACCGAGCGCGCGCUGUUCGUGCUGACGGUGCUGGCGCUGGCGGCGUUGGCGCUGGCGUUGCUCCGACGACGGGACCGGUCUCAGCGGCCGUCGUGGCCGACGGGGCCGGCCUCGGGCGCCGACAGCACGGGCUCGCGCGGCUCCCAACGUCACGUGACGGCCGACCUCGAGCAGCUGGAGGACGGCGUCGUCCGCGUCGGCAAGAUCGCCUUCGACUCGGACGCCUGCAUCGGCAAGGGCUGCGAGGGCACGUUCGUCUUCAAGGGCUGGUUCGACGGCCGUGAUGUGGCAGUGAAGCGGCUGCUGCCGGACUGCUUCACGUUCGCCGACCGAGAGGUGGCGCUGCUCAGGGAGUCGGAUCAGCACCCCAACGUCAUCAGGUACUUCUGCAUGGAGCAGGACCGCCAGUUCCGCUACAUCGCGCUGGAGCUGUGCCUGUCCAACGUGCAGGACUACGUGCUGGGGCGGUACGAGGGGCCCGAUAUAGCGCCGCUCGCCAUCCUCAAGCAGGCCACCGCCGGACUGGGCCACCUGCACCAGCUCAACAUCGUUCAUCGCGACAUCAAGCCUCACAACGUGCUGCUGGCGGCGCGCAGUGGCGGCCAGGCGGUGGCCAUGAUCUCCGACUUCGGCCUGUGCAAGAAGCUGUCGCGCGGGCGCGUGUCGUUCUCGCGCCGCUCGGGCGUGGCCGGCACCGAGGGCUGGAUCGCGCCGGAGAUGGCCGACGGAGAGGGGCGCGCGACGUGUUCCGUGGACGUGUUCUCCCUGGGCUGCGUCUUCUACUACGUGAUGAGCGGCGGCCACCACCCGUUCGGCGAGUCGUUCAGACGCCAGUACAAUAUCCUCAGCGGCGAGUACAGCCUCUCCCUCCUGACGGACGUCACCGGUGUGUGUCUGAUCCGACGCAUGCUGUCGACGCCGGCCGAGCAGCGGCCGCUGGUGCCGGCCGUGCUGGCUCACCCGUUCUUCUGGCCGCCGCAGAAGGUGCUGCACUUCUUCCAGGACGUGAGUGACCGGAUCGAGAAGGAGGCUCCGGACUCGGAGCUGGUGCGCCGGCUGGAGCGGCGCGGCUGGGAGCUCUCGGGCGGCGACUGGAGGGAGCGCAUCGACCCGUUCGUGCUCAGCGACCUCGGCAAGUUCCGCUCGUACCGGGGCUCCAGCGUCCGCGACCUGCUGCGCGCGCUCCGCAACAAGAGGAACCACUACCGGGAGCUGAGCGAGGAGGCGCGGCUGGCGCUGGGCGCGAUCCCGGACGGGUUCGUGCGCUACUGGACGGGCCGCUUCCCGCGGCUGCUGGCGCACGUGUGGUCGGCGGCGCAGGCGGUGCGCAGCGAGCCCAUGUUCAGCAAGUACUACUGCGGCGAGUACGACUGGACGCUGGAGCCGGACCCAGACGCGGUGCCGCCGUGGCAGCGCAGCCCCGCGCGCCGCUCGCCGUCGCCCAGCACGUCGCCGUCGGAGCCGGACGCGCGCGAGGUGCAGGGCGCGCUGUCGGACGAGAUCGGCGAGCGCGUGCGCCGCCGACUGGUCGACAUCGUCCAGGAGGGCGGCACCCUGGUGGAGGAGGCCGACGCCAUCGUGCGACGCGGCUCUCGCCCCGACCUCGCGGGCGGCGCCGGCUGUGCGCACGUUUUGAUCCACGAUGACCCGCUACCCCUGGUGUUGACCCGUGACCCGUACCGCCAGGCGCGCUUGUUCAACGUCACAUUCCUGCUGUCGGCCGAGGCUGACUUCGAGCAGCUGGAGGACGGCAUCGUCCGCGUCGGGAAGAUCGCCUUUGACUCGAACGCCUGCAUCGGCGAGGGCUGCGGGGGCACGCGCGUCUUCCAGGGCUGGUUCGACGGCCGUCACGUAGCAGUGAAGCGGCUGCUGGCGAACAACGUCACGAUCGCCGACCGAGAGGUGGCGCUGCUCAGGGAGUCGGAUGAGCACCCCAACGUCAUCAGGUACUUCUACAUGGAGAAGGACCGCGACUUCCGCUACAUCGCGCUGGAGCUGUGUCUGGGCAACGUGCAGGACUAUGUGCGGGGGCGGUACAAGGGGCCCUAUAUAGCGCCGCUCACCAUCCUCCAACCAGGGCUGCGACAGGCGUCCGUCAGAGGGCUUCUGGUGCCGGCGUCGGCGGCCGGGAACGGCGCGAGCGUCGCGAUGGACUCCGAAGUGGAGUCGCCUCUGCGAGAAGUGAGCGUGGCCGACAUUGGCUGCCUGAUUGAGCGUCUUCAGGAGCAUGGAGUGCAUGGUGCAAAGGGUUUGUCAGUGAUUGUUGUCGCAGAGUCGGUGUCUGCUCCUGCUCUUACAGAGCGGCGUCAACCCACAUGUCCCUGCCGCAUCUAUGCCAGCCAAGAGUCUGGUCAAACGCCCCUGGUCGUCAUAACAAUUACGCGUCAGUGGCACGGCCAUCACGCGCUGGGCGUGUUCGCACGAGAGGACGCGGCGAGCCUGCGGUGCCUGGCCGCGGCCCUGCGCGCCCCGGGCCUCCAGCUCUGGGGCACGCCCUUCACCGCCGACGGCGUGCCCCUGCACGUGGCACACGUGCUGAGGACGGCCGCCGAGGAACGAGGCCUCACGUGGGACGGGCUCGCGCCGUUUGACCUCUUCGUGCAGGAGAGUUGCCAGCCGCCGGAGCACGUGCUUGAAUGCCCAGCCGGUGUCGUCAUCCGCCCGCUCAAUGAGGGACAUGUGGACCAAGUGAAGCGCUUCUGGGAGUACUCCGACCACGUCCCGGGCGUCGACGGCAUCAUCAGAGACGGCGUUUUACGGGGCCUUUCCGCCGGUGCGUUCAGCCACGGGGCAUCGCCUCCGCCAUCGUCAACAGCAUCAGCUUCGGCAGUCGCGCCGAUCUCGUCACAGACCUCCCCUCCGGUCUUGCCGUCAGCUUUGCCCUCUGCAUCGCAUCCAGCAUCGCCUUCAGCAUCGUCUUCAGCAUCGUCGUCGGCAACAUCUUCAUUGUCGUCACUUGAUAACGAGCGGCUGAUGUCCUGGGCUGUGGUAGACAGGAACGGCGGCAUCGGCUUCCUGCACACGCUGGCGACGCAGCGGCGGCGCGGCCUGGGCCGGCUAGUGCUAGCGCACCUGACACAGCUCUGCCUGCAGCACGGUCUGCCCUGUGUUGUGUGCACGAGACCCGUGAACACGGGCGUCAUGCGCGCCCUGGCUGCGCUGCGGUAUGAGCGUGCGUAUUCGGCCGUGUGGGCCGACGUCGGUGGUCGAGGGUAGCCCCGACAGAUGGGGCUGAGAGCGGUGACGUCGCGAGGUAGACUCGUCGCUGUGGGCGUGGUGGGAAAUGUACGGUUAGCCUUGCUAGAGAAUUCACAGGGUUAUUCUAGUUUAUUCUAGUUCAAGGCUUCUGAUUCUAGUGGGGACAUUGGUGACCGCUUGGAAAGGUGUUCGUAGUGCAGUUGUAUGCGCCC